Messenger RNA from Didymosphaeria variabile, 5787 nucleotides. RefSeq names its product rim15, signal transduction response regulator (gene RIM15). The transcript has 2 exons. Lineage: Eukaryota; Fungi; Ascomycota; Dothideomycetes; Pleosporales; Didymosphaeriaceae. Gene Ontology annotation, biological process: peptidyl-serine phosphorylation; phosphorelay signal transduction system. Gene Ontology annotation, cellular component: nucleus; cytoplasm. The record is from RefSeq and is a predicted model, not a curated record. Gene Ontology annotation, molecular function: protein serine/threonine kinase activity; ATP binding. The coding region runs from base 1 to 5787 and encodes 1928 amino acids.
AUGGCCGACGAAGCAAAGCCUGCCAUCCUGGCCCCGCCAGCUGUCACGGCGCUCAAGAAGGAAGCCGCGGCCAACCUUAUGCAACGCGUCCAGAUGGAACGAACCGUCAGUGAGGACAUGCGGAACGAGCGCGAGGACCUCAAGGAGGCUGCCGAGCACAGCAUGAACGUGAUCAUGGACCUGGGCUUGGACGGGAAGAUACGCUAUGUCAGCGCCUCAUGGAAGGAUAUAGUUGGCACGACUCCACAAGAAGUUGUAGGAAAGCCCGUGUCCGAACUGCUGCUCGACAAUCCCAAUCAAUUCGCCGAGACAGUGGAGUCGAUCAAGCAGGACGACUCCCGCAGCCACAUCACCCGCUUCUCCAUGCGUCUGGGGCCGCUCUCAGUGUUGAGACGGAAGCGAUCGAAGCAAUCCGAGUCAGAUCAGCAGCAAGAGUGCGCCCUUGAAACGCCACCAAGCGAGGAGGAGGAAGAGCAGAUUAUCAAUCUCGAGGCUCAGGGCAUCAUGGUCUAUGACCGGACGACUGGCGAGGAGAGCCAUACCAUGUGGAUGAUUCGUCCUGCGGUUAUCCGCGAGGUGACCAUCGACCUGCCAGAGGUGCUGGUGGAAUCGCUCGGUGUUGGCGCUGAGAUGCUCGCUCAUUAUCUGACUGGUCUGGCUGAAACGGCUGCCCACGAUCCCGGUAAUCACCCACCGCCUCUGCCUGCACUUUGCCGUAUCUGUGAGCGUCAGAUCACCCCAUGGUGGUUCGAGAAGCACACCGACUUGUGCCUGCAAGAACAUCGCGCAGAGAUGGACGUGCAGAUGGCGCAGGAGGCUCUCACCGAACAUCGGAACAACAUUGUCAAGGUGCUAGAUGCUUUGGAAGCGCAGUCGCGGCCUCCAAGGGCGACUUCCACUGAACUAGUCCAGCCACCGCAGCCUCCGGAGUACAAGGGCGCCAUCAUCCAGCCGACUUCGACGCCUUCUUCAGGGACACCAUCAGGACGAAAUUCUCCAGCCUCUCCACCCUCCAGGUCCCGAGAACGGCCCAGUGGGUUCGGUCACCAUCGUGCACGGUCAUUCGCUGUACGUCGUCCACUAGCCCGUAUUGUGGAGCUCGUGCUCGACCUGUGCGACACUGCCGUCGAGAUCAACACUCCUGCUAUCAAAGACAGCGCCCGGUCACAGUCUGUUGCUGAGAUUCGUACUCAAUCGCCCCAAUCCGAGAACCGCAUAUCACAGGUGCUCCAAUGGCAAUCACCCACAGCCGGGUCGACGGAUCACUGCGAGGGCCUGAAGAUGCUCUGUGAAGAUACGAGCAAGCUAGCAAGAGCGAAGAUCGAUGCCAUCUUUCGUCAUCGUCGUAUCUUAGAGUACUCCGAGCGCCUCCGGGUUGAAUUCGAUCUUCUCGUUCAAGAGUGCAUUGAAGCUGCUAUGGACAAGGCUGCUCGUAUAGCCGCAGGUGAGGAUAGUUCUUCGGAAGACGAACAACGGCAGGACGACGACCCUCCCCCUCAAACACCAGAUUUUCCCACGGGCGAGGAAGGAAUAUUCCCCGGGUCGUUCGAUGCUCCCUCAGCAAUGGCCACAGCUCUUCGCAAUGCUUCCGAGGCCUCUUUGACCGCUCGGGUCAGUCGGAGAGAGUCGUCAGUGGCAGGUUCAACCCGGUCAAGCAGCCCUCACACAGGUACCCAAACUCCACGUUCGCAUGCUGGAGCGAUCACUAUUCCCAACCAGAACAAGAGACAAUCCAUGCAUUUCGAAAGCGAUGCAGGUGGAGAAAGUGACAGCAGUAUGAGAUCGUCGGUAUUGUCAGGCCCCAGACGCGCAGAGUCCCCUUCGUCUGAACUCGGUCUGAGUAGGAUCGCAAGCUCGAGAGAGCGAAAACGCAAGAGCCUUAUCCUGCCCUCGGUCUUGUCGAACAGCCGGCAGCACUCCCCAGCACGGCCUCUGGUGACUCCUUCAUCACCGCUCCGCAUGAACAAACCGCGCAUACCUAGUGGGGUGGAAGCCUUGCAGUCCCCGAUAACGUCGCCUGUGUUGACUACAACGGAGUUCUCUUCGCCUGCUAUAGCACCAAUCCAUCACCAUCGUCGACAAUCAUCCACUGCUGGGUCGGACGGUCCCCGGCCAAACUCACCCCGACUAGCACCCGUUAGCCAGCCACAGCCGCGUGCAGUGCCGCCUUCAAUCAAGGACUUCGAGAUCAUCAAACCUAUCAGCAAAGGAGCCUUCGGCAGCGUCUACCUGGCCAAGAAGAAAUCCACUGGAGAGUAUUAUGCAAUCAAGGUUCUGAAGAAGGCUGAUAUGGUUGCCAAGAAUCAGGUCACUAACGUCAAGGCGGAAAGGGCCAUCAUGAUGUGGCAGGGCGAGAGUGAUUUCGUUGCCAAACUUUACUGGACAUUUUCAAGCAAGGACUAUUUGUACCUUGUCAUGGAGUAUCUCAAUGGCGGCGAUUGUGCUUCAUUGAUCAAGGUGCUUGGGUCGCUUCCCGAGGAUUGGGCGAAGAAGUAUUUGGCUGAAGUCGUGCUUGGCGUUGAGCACCUGCACAGUCGUAGUAUUGUUCAUCGCGACUUGAAGCCAGAUAACCUCCUCAUUGACCAGAAGGGCCACCUAAAGCUUACGGAUUUUGGACUCUCGCGCAUGGGUCUGAUAGGUCGUCAGAAGAGAGCUCUCAACAACAAGUCUGCUGAGCCGGUUCCAGAUCUACUGAAGUCUGGACCUUUCCAUCGUGCUGUGUCUAUCGGAUCUUCACGUUCUGCAUCUUUCGAUCUAAACCCAUCUCCAUCGCAGACACCAAGCAUGACACCAGCGCUAACAGGAGAUCUCGGCCAGCCAUCGUAUUUCAGCUUGAACCGCGAGACUGCAACCCGCGAUCCAUCCAGAAGGACAUCGGGGAACCGGAGCGAUAGCGGAGAUAGCGACGCGUUGCAGGCCAUGUUCCGCCGCUUUUCCAUUAUGGAAGACCACGGCCAGGCGCGACGGUCUCCGAUCGAAGAAGAAGGAUACAGCGACGAAGGUUCUCCAGAUCUGUUCCCCCUGGCUCCCACGAUCAGCCAAUCGACUGCUGCUCAGAAUAGUACGCCACCGCUUUCUUCGGCUAUGCCACCUCCGCCCAUGGCGCUCUUCGACCCUGAGGACAACAACCGUCGAUUUGUUGGUACUCCUGACUAUCUGGCGCCUGAGACGAUCGCAGGUAGUGGCCAAGAUGAAGUCAGUGAUUGGUGGUCUUUGGGUUGCAUACUGUUCGAGUGUCUUUAUGGCUACCCUCCGUUCCAUGCCGAUACUCCUGAUGAAGUCUUCCAGAAUAUUUUAGAGCGCAGGAUUGACUGGCCGGAAAACGACGAGGACUAUGGGUUAUCUGACGAAGCCAAAGAUCUCAUAAAUCGUCUUUUAUGUCUCGACCCAGCUAAGCGACUUGGCGCCAACAUGGAAGACAAGUUUGCCAGUGGUGGAGAGGAGAUUCGCAGCCACCCUUGGUUUGCAGAUGUCAACUGGGAAAGUCUCCGCGAUGACGAAGCAUCGUUCAUCCCAGCACCCGAGAACCCCGAAGACACUGAAUAUUUCGACACCAGAGGGGCUGCUAUGGCUAACUUUGCACCGGAGUUCGAAGAUACCAGCACUUCUACAGCCGUUACGCCCAGCCAGGACUAUCCUGACCGACCUCACGAUGCUCUGUCCCGCGUUCGCUCGCAGGUCAGUGUCACCACGAUGAAACGUGGCCUUAUACCGUUACAUAUACCGGCCCAUGUCCGCGAAGGUAGAUCGAGAAGGCUUAGUGAGCCGAUGGCUACUGAUGACUUUGGCAACUUCAGCUAUAAGAACCUUCCAGUGCUUGAAAAGGCGAACAAGGACGUCAUUCAGAAGCUACGCGCGGAAGCAAUGCAGUCACAGAGCAAGCCAAGCUCUGCGGUGCAAUCCCCGAGCGUGACUUCUCCAUCUCCAUCUCUAGAGUCGAGUCCAAUGAUCCCCGGCCAACUGAAACGUACACUGUCGACCACCAAGCCCACAGGCCGUCCUUCAUCCCCAUCCAUUAGCGGGCCUAAUUCGUCCCCUAGCCGGGGCUCUCAGCCUUCGUCGCCGCUUCUAGUCCAGUUCAGCACUGGCCAGCAUCAUGAACGACGUAAAACAUCAGCCAGCAGUUCAUCAACCUUAUCGCAUGCAAUUAGCAGUCCCGCUUCCCUCCAGCCUGGCAGCUUUUUCGAAGGACCACGUUUGUCAUCCGGCUUACGCCCCUCUCCCUCUCCCGAUGCUAUAUCGCCUAUCAAGCUAGUCAAAACACCUUCUGCCAUGUCAGCCUCAUUCUCUGAGAAAGGCAAUCCCAGUCAGCGUCAAAGCUCAUUUGGGCAGACAAGCGUACCGUCUCGCACACGAUCACAGACAAUCGGUUCCCAAGAAGGAGAUGUUGUUACCAACCUACUUCCUAGCCACCACAAGCGCAGAAGUCAAGUCCUCGAUAUCUCGCCUUCCUCAUCCGAUACAGAAGAUACUCGCGCCAAAGCACUCCUUCGAGUGCAACGGCGAAGACAAAGCUCUCGGCGUCUGUCCCAGAUAUCGCUUGCAGAUGGGCCGAUGUUCCGACCUUUAGAUGUACUGGUAUGUGAAGACCAUCCUGUCUCACGCUUGGUCAUGGAGAAACUACUAGAAAAAUUGCGCUGUCGUACUCUCACUGUCACGAACGGGUCGGAAGCUGUCCGCUAUGCUAUGGGCGAGGUCAAAUUUGAUAUCAUCAUGAUGGAAUUCAAGCUGCCUCAAGUCAAUGGUGCAGACGUGGCACGAAUGAUUAGGGAUACGAAAAACGCCAACUCCAACACCCCUAUCGUCGCAGUGACCGGUUACCUCAAAGAACUAUCAGCUCCACACCACUUCGACGCGCUCAUUCAGAAGCCUCCUACGAUUGCGAAGCUGUCAGACACACUGGGUAAACUGUGUCAGUGGAAGCCUCCCCCACCGAAUUGGACUUCAGCAUCCAGCAUGUACCCAUCAAUGAUGCCGUCUAGCCUGCGCCAAGAAUCAUCUCGACAAGAUGGCAGUCCUACCUCAAAUUCCUCGAGCUUUCCAACAGUUCCUUCGGGCAGCUACCGCGGGUCUAGUCGAGAAGACUCAAUCAGCUCGAGCUUCUUCGGUGACAACGACAGUCGAACCGGAGAUGAUGUGCCUGUCGUAAUUGCGCGUCAUAAUACCGACGAUUGGCGUGAGCGGGAUCUAGCUCGAGAGAUGAGUGGCUUGGGUAUUUCCGAAGAUGCAGCCAAUGUCGAUCCCCUGGCGGGGCAGAAACUGGCUGUUCCGCAUGACCCAGUAUCUGCACCACCUGCCAUGGAAGAUCCGACGAUCCGACGUCAACCUUCUGCUGAGUUGGUAGGAGCCAAACGGCGCGUUAUGGGCACACGCAAGCACGAGUCCGCUGAGUCAGGCGACGACGAAGACGACGAGCUAGGCAACGCCAACGUCCGCGCGAGAAGCCCGAAAACACGGCCAAAAUCAUCUUCGAAGCUCGGUAUCGAGAUGAUGCGAACGAACAGCAGGGGCAGUGUCAUCUCCGUGGAAAACAUCCCAGUGGACGACUCUAUACUGCCUUCUUCCCCGCCCCCUGCUAUUUCAGAAGACCGCACUGCCGAAGAGCUUGAGGACGCGUAUCAAGUCCCUACAGCCACGCUUACACCGCCCGAGAUCUUCCCUCGCGCGCCUGGACAUAAAGUUGAAGAGAUAGAGGUCGACAUGGAGACACCGAAGGCGAACCAGAAGGCAGCCGAGGAGCGAGACCCUGAUCCCACUCCGCGGGCCAACACGUCGCCUAGCACAUAG